CACUGUCGGUGACGUCAGAAAGACAGUAUGGCCGGACAGCAUCGGCUGUCUGCAUUGUAACGUACAGAAACGCUUUCUGGGGGUUCGACGGGAUAUUUUAAAGGAAAUAUGUCAGAUUAUUUAAGAUCCGCUCUGGGAUAUUUGAACGGAGCCACGAAUACCAAUGAAUACGUCGGACAAAUACUGGAAAUCAACAAUGUGAAAUUACGUGUGACCAGACUACUCGCCGAGGGUGGUUGGGCCUUGGUAUUUGCAGUUGAAGACAUAAAUACAGGAAAAGAGUAUGCACUUAAGAGGCUUAUAGCAGUUGAUGAAGAUGCUAACAGAAGUAUUAUGCAGGAGAUAGAGAUUUUGAAAAGACUAUCUGGCCACCCAAAUAUAAUCCAGUAUCUCUAUGCUCAACGUUUCGAACGAGAGGAUCGUCAAGGAUACGAGUAUUUAUUAGUAACGGAAUUAUGUCCUGGAGGUACAGUCGCAGAUACGCUCAGAAGUUUAUCGACGAAUUCUCUGACUCUUGCUCAGAUCUGUAAAAUAGCCUACCAGGCUACAAGGGCUGUGCACCAUAUGCACAGUCAGCAACCUGAACCACUAGUACACAGGGACAUAAAAUUAGAGAAUUUUCUAAUCGGGAGCGAUGGUCUGAUCAAGCUCUGCGAUUUUGGUAGUACUUCCAAUCAGCAAAUCUUGCCAAAUCCAUCUUGGAAUGCUCAAAAACGCGCCACCUUGGAGGAUCAGAUGGCGAAAUAUACUACACCCAUGUAUCGAGCUCCAGAGAUGAUGGAUACAUGGAACAAUGAGCCCAUUGGUCCUCCAGUUGAUUGUUGGGCGCUUGGAUGUAUAAUAUACUCUCUAAUAACACUAAGGCAUCCAUUUCCUGAAGGUAACAAGCUCGCAAUAGUUAAUGGCAAGUACACUUCACUUCCGCCUAAUCCUCGCUUAGCCUGUUUACAUGACAUAGUAAAAGGAUGUCUUGAUGUGUCUCCGAUACGAAGGCUGACUACAUCAAUGAUUUUGGAGCGGUUAGCAGCGAUAGCUGAGUCAAACAACUUUGAUCCUAGAGAACCCCCGAAAGUGGAAGUUUCAGUGAAGACUCCACCGCCUCCCAGACCUACUCAACCACCUAGCACACCCACUCCGCCACCGAGACCAUCUCCUCCAGUAAACGUACCACCUCCAAAAUCUACUCCAGCGACUCAAACUGCAGUCGCCAAGAUCCCCGUAGCUCAACCGACAGGCCUAUUUAGCUCAUUGAAAGGCGGUGCUGGCAGCAUUUUGCGAAACUUGAAGGAUACUUCGAGCAAAGUGAUGUACUCUAUGCAACAGAGCAUGGCCAGAACUGAAUUAGAUGCCAGUUACUUAACGUCGCGUAUAUUAAUUAUGCCCUAUCCAGCAGAUGGAAUAGAGUCUGCCUAUAGAGCUAACCAUGUGGAGGAUGUAAGAGCAUUUUUACAAGCUCGACAUCCUCCGCCAGCUCGUAUACAAUUGUAUAAUUUAUCUCGAGGUCGACCAAACGUGUCUAGACUUCCUGGUAGACAUAUCGACUGUUCUUUCGCCUAUGCUUCCUCAGAUUCUAAUGCCCCGCUGUUAUCAGCUCUCUAUCAAAUAUGUCAGGAUAUUUAUCGAUACCUGAACGCCGAUUUUAAUCACAUCGUAGUGUUGUAUUGCAGUGAUGGAUAUAGAGCCAGCGCCACGAUCGCGUGUACCUUACUAAUAUACGCUAGAGCAUUCUCCACACCUGAAGAAGCCAUAGCGAUGUUCAUAACAAGGCGACAGCCUCCCCAGCUGCAACCUUCGGAAUUACGUUGUAUUAACUAUAUGAGCUUGCUGAGUACCGGUGUACAGCCUCAUACAAAACCUCUAGCCCUUUGUUCCUUAGUAAUUAAGCCUGUUCCACUAUUUACUAGGGCAAAAGAUGGUUGUAGACCUUAUGUCGAUAUUUAUAGCAACGGAGCUUUAGUAUUUUCCACUAAGAGACCAGAAUACGAGGAUAUAAAGCUGUUUGGAAUGAUGAAGGGAAAGGUUCAGUUGGCACUUGGCAAUGCUACCGUUAGAGGAGAUGUUACCUUAGUUAUAUUCCACGCCAGGCAGCAGCUGGGUCGUAUGAUAGGAAUUAAAAUUGCCUCUGUUCAUUUUCAUACUGGUUAUAUACCGCUUAGUGAAUCUGCUUUAACGUUCAAGAAGAAGGAUCUCGAUGAUGCGCCUGAAAUAGGCGGGAAUUUCAGUGUUAUUUUGAAUAUUAUGAUGGCUGAGGAGAAUCCAAAGAUGGCAAGAGUUCCAGCUCCUUGGGAAGCGGAAAUAUCCUCGAAAUUGGAACCAGAUCCAUUAUUCGGAUCUACUUUGGAAAUGGAAGAAACUUUAGAGAGCUUUAGAAUCUCUAAACCAGAAGAGGUUCAGAGAGAAGUAACGACUUCGCAACCAGUCGAAGCACAAAGCAACGUUAAUGUACAACAAGAAAUACCUCAACAACCAGUAGAGGACAUAGAAGAGCAAAUAAAAGAGGAAAUCAAGUUACAAGAAGCAGAUUUAUUGAACCUAGGAAUGCCAGACACCAGUACCUUGAAUAAUACUGUGCAGUCUACAGUAAACCCGGGAUUAGAUAUUUUUUCUAACUCGUCAAAUUUAACUAGUCAAAAAGAAAGUGAUCUCUUAGGAGGCUUCGGUGAUUUUAUUCAACAAGAAACGAAAAACACCGUGCCCACUAUUACCGAUCCUGUCCAAAACGAUCUACUCUUUGGACACGAUCAGCCUACUACUAGGAAUGACAAUGCUAAUAAUAAUUUGAACAAUUUGUUCUUCAAUCAUAGACAGCCUACUACUAAGCAAAACCUAAACGAUUUAUUUGAUCCACUCGGUGGAAACACUGCGAAUCUCUUAGGAAGUAUGCAAGGUUCUAAACCGAAUAAUCCGAAGCCUCUAUCCGAGGAAAACUUCCCAAGAAAUUCGAGCGUCCCCAACUUUGCAGCUCAAAACAAGGAUCCCUUCGCGAGUCUUGCUAGCUCCCUGGGAGCUGGAUUAACGUCUAGUUGGAAUGGCACGCCGAGGAACUCUAAUACUCCACAAUCCGCUAGCCCCGCUCCAGCUAGCACACCGAUACACUCUAGCCCCAAUACGCACAGGAGCGCAACUACCGAGACCAAUACCGCCGCCGCUGCUGCUGCUGCUGCUGCUGCUGCUGCUGCUGCUGCUGCUGCUGAUAGCGGUGCAACAGGCAAUAAAACAAGCAAAUCGAGUGGAGAUGCCUUCGAGGAUCUAUUGGGCAGUCAAGGCUAUAAUUUCUUCAGUUCGAGGAAAGCAGAGAAAGACAGCCCAAAGACAAUAAAUCAAAUGAGAAAAGUAGAAGCUGCUAAGAAUAUGGAUCCAGAUAGAUUGAAGAUUGCCGAAUGGACAGAAGGAAAGAAGGGUAAUUUAAGAGCUCUUCUUUGUUCGAUGCAUACGGUUCUCUGGCCAGAAGCCGACAGAUGGCAACGGUGCGAGAUGCAUCAGUUAGUUUCUGCUGCGGACGUGAAGAAAGCUUAUAGGAAAGCUUGUUUGGCUGUGCAUCCGGAUAAGCAAGCAGGAACGGCUAACGAGAACAUUGCAAAGUUAAUUUUCAUGGAACUGAACAAUGCAUGGAGUACAUUCGAGAACGAUGCGUCGCAACAAAACUUAUUUAGUUAAUUAUUCCGAUCUGACUGUUAUAUACUUGUUAUGUCCACGAGUUAAGGUAGUUCCUAGCAGAAAGAGAGACCCGAGAAUAUUAUUAAUUAUUAUUAAUUAUUAUUAAUUGUAAGAUAUUGACUAUAUUAUUAUUAUUGGUAAGACAUGACUCUCCGUGUUACAUUCCGACUAAUGUUAUCUCAGCUGUAGCGGAAAAAGAAAAAAGAAGAAGCAAUUAAGGGAUUAUAGCGAAUGCAAAUUUUCGAAAAAGCUGCAUCUGAAUGGCUACCUAUGUACAUGCAUCUUCUUAUCAUAUGAAAAAAGCCUUGUAAGAUCACUUAAAAAAGGGGGAACUGUAUUAGACGUAACUGCGGCAUAACGUGUAUAUGUAUAUAAGGCAAAAUGUAAAUUAAGGAAGAUUCCAAAUAUAUAAAGAUAUUUUCCGGCCGA
Messenger RNA from Bombus pascuorum, 4086 nucleotides. RefSeq names its product cyclin-G-associated kinase (gene aux). Gene Ontology annotation, molecular function: protein serine/threonine kinase activity; AP-2 adaptor complex binding; ATP binding. Lineage: Eukaryota; Metazoa; Arthropoda; Insecta; Hymenoptera; Apidae. Gene Ontology annotation, cellular component: cytoplasm. The transcript is spliced from 7 exons. Gene Ontology annotation, biological process: regulation of clathrin-dependent endocytosis; positive regulation of Notch signaling pathway; protein phosphorylation. Bases 109 to 3657 code for a protein of 1182 amino acids. The record is from RefSeq and is a predicted model, not a curated record.